Ceutorhynchus assimilis (cabbage seed weevil) is the source of this 1137-nucleotide messenger RNA. Lineage: Eukaryota; Metazoa; Arthropoda; Insecta; Coleoptera; Curculionidae. The record is from the annotation of a GenBank genome assembly.
AUUUCUUUUGGAUUAACUACUUAUAUCAAUUCACAGCCUACAAAAACAAAUUAAAUUAAAAUUAGUUGGACACUCUAUUUAUACAUUGUGAUUAUAUAUCAAAUAUGUAUUUCAUAAGAUUAAAUUCGAUAAUGUCACCGCAAAAAAAAAACAUCCUAUCAGCAAAAUGCUAUUAGUAGCUGCGUUUCAACAACAAUUCCAAUACAAGUCCCAUCACUUUUAGUUAUAAAAUCGAUUAAAAACAAGUCAGAAUCGCUUCGCGUUAUUACUGUAACAAACCUGAUUCACUUAUGCAAUAAUAUGCGACAAUAAAUAAUCAGUUUUGGUUCUAUUUUGGUACUAAAAUGUCGUACUCUUUAACGCUUGAACGUUUAUCGGGCAAAGUAGCCGUAGUUACAGGUGCCAGUGCCGGCAUUGGAAAAGCUACAGUGGAACUUUUAGUGAAACAAGGUCUAAUAGUGGCAGGAAUAGCACGUAGAGUUACCCGCAUAGAAGAGCACGCUCAAAAACUCAAUGGAGAAAAAGGCACCCUUCAUCCUUAUCAAUGUGAUUUGACCCAGCAAGAUCAAAUUAUAUCAACCUUUGAAAAAAUCGCUUCAGAACUUGGAUCAAUUCAUGUGUUGAUUAACAACGCUGGUAUGCUUUUUCCAUCAAACAUCAUCGAUGGUGAUAUUGAGAAGUGGAAGCCAGUUUUGGACACCAACGUCCUUGCUGUAGCAAUUUGCAUCAGACAAGCUGUAGCCGACAUGAAGAAGCACAACACCAAAGGGCACAUAAUAAAUAUGAACAGCUUUGCAGGGCAUCAAGUUAUAGAUCACCCUUUGUUGAGUUUGUAUCCAGCCUCCAAGCACGCACUAACAGCAUUAACCGAAACUGUAAGGUUGGAAAUCAACAGGGAAAAAUUGCCAAUUAAGAUUACAAGUUUGAGUCCUGGGGCUGUUGAAACUGAAUUUGUUGACGCGGCGUUUGGUCCGCAACCUAAGGCGGAUUCGAAUCGGAAAGUAAUGCAAUCGGAAGAUAUUGCCGAUGCUAUUUUGUAUAUUUUGGCAACGCCUGAUCAUGUUAAUGUUAAGGAAUUGAUUGUAGUACCUCAAGGUGAAUCAUUCUAAAAAGAUUAAUAAAAAGUUGUAUAUUGUA